Trichoplax adhaerens is the source of this 1344-nucleotide messenger RNA. RefSeq lists its product as uncharacterized. The transcript has 10 exons. NCBI's taxonomy places the organism in Eukaryota, Metazoa, Placozoa, Uniplacotomia, Trichoplacea, Trichoplacidae. The record is from RefSeq and is a predicted model, not a curated record. The coding region runs from base 1 to 1344 and encodes 447 amino acids.
AUGGAUCUGUCUUCCUCAUCGCCCCUAUCAACUAAUCAUUUGGCAUUGUCUCAUUUUGACGAUUGUAAUCGUCAAAAUGAGUCAAUACCAAAUGAUAUACUAGUAUCAGAAAAGACUGAUUGUGGUGCAGUUCACUGCACUUAUGCUCAUACUUUAUCAGAUUCCGAUGAAGACGUUGUAAUAGAUGAUUUGGAUAAUUGUGAUCAAAAAGAUAGCCUGGAUAGUAUUACGAUAUCUCCACCGAAUGUAUCACUUACUGAAAUAUGUCAAAAAUUGGCGGCACGUCUAUCAAAUGUUGAUAGUUCCGGUUCCAUGUAUACUGACGCAUAUGAAGAUGAAAUAGUUAAGGAAUCCCCAUUGAAUUCUGGUAUUGGAAUGAAAUUAGAAGAUAGGAUGAUACUCCCAAAAGCUGAUGUCGUCCUACACAGCGAUAAGGAAAGUCCUGCAAAACAAAAAAAGAAGCAAAUGAAGACUAAAAGUACGGUAACACGAAGUGGACGCAAGAUUAUUCCACCCUUGGAUUAUUGGAGAGGUGAAAGAAUAAGAGAAGUGUGCGGUGAAGUAAGAGUUUCCGUAGGAUCUAAACCCAGCGCUCAAAUUCAUUUCAUUAAUUAUUCCAAGAAAAAUGGAAAUGGAAAUAGUACACCUACAGAAAGCGACUUUCCUAAUAAACAGCGUAGAACUGCAAAGCGUAGAUCUUCACAAACAACAUGGUCUAAAGAUAGGCUAAAUUUAUUAUACAGUUGUGCUGCAGAUGUAUGUCCUUCUACAGCACGCUAUUGGCAAAAGGUGGCUAAGCGCGUUGGCAAUUGUACCGCUGAUGAAUGUAGAAAACUCUAUCAAGACAAAUUUUCUAGAGAAAACUAUAAAAAGUCUAAUAAAGCAGCGAGCAAGUUAACAAAUUUAAAGAAGGGCCGAAAAGGAGUGCGAAGGAUAUUGAACGAACAAGCAAAGGACCACGAAGAUGACCUCUUCGAAUCAUCACCUUACCGUAACAGUAAAUCAUUGAAACUUCAGUUAUCAGAUAGUUUAGAUGAAACUGAUGGUGACGAAAAAUGUAUUAAAAAUCAAAAAAACGAGUCUUCGGAUAUAGAGAAAAGUAAUUCAUUAAAUGAUAGCUUAUGCUUGCUGGAACCUGUUAAUAGAGAUAAAAUAGACACAUAUAUACAUAAAAUUAAACACGGUCGUAAAGGAAGACGUCGGAAAAUAUUGCCACUGAAGAAGAAGUUGACUUAUCCGAAAAAAAUCUCUAAAGCGCGAGAUAUUAAAUAUGUAUUCGAUCAGCCGUCAUCAUCAAAUAGCGAUAUUGAAGAAGAUAGUUACUUUGAUGAUGAUGAUGAAUAA